AUGCAUUAUCUAAUAAAUGAUGAAACCAUUAACUUUUGGCAAUUUUUAAGUGAUGAAAUACAUUUGACUCCCGGUGAAUUUUUAGCAUAUAAAAGGAGGAGGAAUGAGGAUGAAAUAAAACUCUUUCUUGUCUUAGAAAUAAAAUAUUUGUUUUCUCUGGAGAUAUCAGAGACUGAUACAGCUGAUGUUUUACCACCUGAAGAUGAUACUAAUACACAAUCUGCUCAAACACCUGCAUCAUCAUCUAAAAAAGUAAAAGUCUCAAAAAUUGAUUUAUUUGAUAAAUCUUCGUUUACAAAUGAUGUGUUAUCUAUACUACCGCCUCUACCUGUAGUUGUAGUACCUUCUUCAACCUUCUAUACAUCUAAUCCUUCACCUAAAGAUGUAGUACCUUUUUUUAGUAAAUCAGCUCCUAGUAAAGCAACUUCUAGCAAAAUAACUUUCACUUUUAGUAAAGCAACUUUCAAAAAACUAACCUCUACUAAAGCAAAAUCUAUAGCAUACGAAGAAGCCUCUACAAUACGCAGUAUUUUUUCAACACAUAGUAUUUCCUUAACAUGCAGUAUUUCCUCAGCACGUAAUGCCUCAACAUGCGAUACUUCUACAACAUAUAAAGCUUUUACAAUAUGCGAUACUUCUACAAUAUGCGAAGAACGUAAUUCUAAAGUUGAAAAAGGUGAAAGUAAAGGAAAUAAACGUAAUAAAAAAGCACAAACAGAAUUUUAUCAACAAAAUAAUGUUAAGAAAGUUCACGAAGACUUGUAUAUGCCAAGUGACCUAGAUAAUCCUUCAUCUGAAAUGUAUAUGGAUACACAAUCAGUCCUUGAAGCAAUCUUUGAUGAAAAAUAUAUAUCAACUAAAAUUAAUGCAGAAGUUGUAGAUUCUUAG
This is a messenger RNA of Funneliformis caledonium, 888 nucleotides long. Lineage: Eukaryota; Fungi; Glomeromycota; Glomeromycetes; Glomerales; Glomeraceae. The record is from the annotation of a GenBank genome assembly.